Drepanopeziza brunnea f. sp. 'multigermtubi' MB_m1 is the source of this 861-nucleotide messenger RNA. RefSeq lists its product as uncharacterized. Gene Ontology annotation, biological process: protein phosphorylation. The record is from RefSeq and is a predicted model, not a curated record. Gene Ontology annotation, molecular function: ATP binding; protein kinase activity. Lineage: Eukaryota; Fungi; Ascomycota; Leotiomycetes; Helotiales; Drepanopezizaceae.
AUGGAGUCACUACCGUACCGCGGCUCUACCUCGAGCUUCUAUCGCUUUGACUCCGGUACUGUCCUUAAAUCACCGAUGAAGGUUUGGGAGGGAAAUCCCAACCGCGAGAGACUACAGGCAGAAAAUGAAGUCGCUAUUCGUUUUGAAGGCCAAAUUCUGUAUAAAUUGGGUUCUCAUCCCAGAAUUGUCCCGUUUGUGGACCCUCCAAACUUACAUAGCCGUGGGCUGAGCAACAACAGGUAUCUAGGACCUCAUACCCCCUCUGGAGGCAUUCUGCUUUCUCAAGCCAGCCAUGGAACCCUCCAGGCGUACCUUGACUCCAACAACACAGCGAUUGACAAGUCAUUACGCUGGAAAUGGUCUGUACAGGCGGUUGAAGCCGUCGCACACGUGCACAGCCAGGGAGUCAUCCACUCCGAUCUUAAACCCGAGAAUUACCUAGUGCAUGCCACGGCCGAUGGGUCAUCGCUAGACCUCUGGCUCUGUGACUUUGGUGGAUCCACCUGUCGCGAGCUGGGACACAGUAUUCCCCACCUGCCCGACGAUCCCUUCUUCGAUGUUCGAAUGCCGUGGAUUCCGACAGAGGCAAUUGAUAUCUUCAGUCUGGGAUCGAUCAUCUACACUAUUCUAACGGGACAUUGGCCAUAUAGGGAGGGCACGCCGCCUCUAAAGCUAGAUGACAUAGGAUUUUAUGAGACCUAUGUCAACGAAAUGAUUACGAAGGGUGUAUUCCCGGACGUGUCUUCACUGAGAGCCGGGAAGGUGAUCAGGGGAUGCUGGGACCACCAAUAUCAAACGACCAAGGAGGUGCUUGAGGCCAUGAGAUUGGAACUCGCUGCACUAGAUAAGGAGGAUGUAUAG